Colletotrichum godetiae is the source of this 1318-nucleotide messenger RNA. Its product is annotated as chaperonin 10-like protein. The record is from RefSeq and is a predicted model, not a curated record. The coding region runs from base 104 to 1198 and encodes 364 amino acids. The transcript is spliced from 4 exons. NCBI's taxonomy places the organism in Eukaryota, Fungi, Ascomycota, Sordariomycetes, Glomerellales, Glomerellaceae. Gene Ontology annotation, biological process: D-sorbitol catabolic process. Gene Ontology annotation, molecular function: zinc ion binding; L-iditol 2-dehydrogenase (NAD+) activity.
AAAUUGAACAAUACUGCACGGAUUCACGUACCCUCUUCGAGAUCUUGACGGUUAUCUCUAUCUCAAUCUCACAAAUCUAGCCCUGAAAAGACAUCGACUCAACAUGUCCGAAAUUAACCCUGCCUUUGUGCUCCACUCUGUCAAGAAUGUCUCAUUUGAGAACCGCAAAGUACCAGAACUUCGCGAUGAACAUGACGUCCGAGUUCACAUCGAGCAGACAGGUAUCUGCGGCAGUGACGUGCACUACUGGCAGCGAGGCCGGAUCGGUGACUUCAUCCUAGAAUCGCCCAUCGUUCUGGGGCAUGAAAGUUCAGGGACUAUCGUUGAGGUUGGAAGCAAAGUCAAGAACGUCAAAGUUGGCGAUCGAGUGGCGAUAGAGCCAGGUGUUCCAUGUCGGCACUGUGAUUAUUGCCGAGCUGGCUUAUAUAACCUAUGCGCAGAUACAGUCUUUGCAGCAACGCCUCCCUGGGACGGCACGCUGCAGAAGUACUACAUUGUCGCCAGUGACUACACUUACCCGAUCCCUGAGCACAUGUCCUCCGAAGAUGGUGCUUUGGUAGAGCCAGUUGCCGUCGCCGUCCAAAUUUGCAAGGUGGCGGAGCUGAAGGGUGGCCAGACGGUUCUCGUGUUUGGCUGCGGACCCAUUGGUGUCUUGUGUCAGGCUGUUGCCAAGGCGUAUGGGGCAGCCAAAGUCAUUGGCGUUGAUGUAUCCGAGUCUCGAGCUCAGUUUGCGAGGGAAUUUGCUGCUGACGACGUCUACGUCUCGAAGAAGUUGCCCGACGCUCCCGAGGAUCCCGUCGAUGCUGCCCGCGCUAUUGGAGAGAAGAUUGUCAGGGACUAUGGUCUCGGGGAAGGGGCUGAUGCUGUUCUGGAGUGUACCGGUGCGGAGCAGUGCAUCCAGGCUGGCGUGUUCGCCGCGAAGAAGGGCGGGACGUUUGUUCAAGCCGGAAUGGGGAAAGAGAACAUCGUAUUUCCCAUCACAACAGCUUGUAUCCGAGCUUUGACUAUCAAAGGGUCGAUCCGGUAUCAGACAGGAUGUUAUCCCGAGGCUGUCAAUCUCGUUGCCAGCGGAAAGGUUCACCCUAGGAAGUUGAUCACGCAUCGCUACAAAUUUGAGGAAGCUCUCAAGGCGUUUGAGGUCGUAAGACAGGCCAAAGAGAACACUCUCAAGGUAGUUAUAGAAGGUGUACCUAAGUAAUGGACAUGCCGUUUUAAUGGGUAGCAACGAGAAUAAUGAUUAAAUAUUCGCGUAAACCUCUCAAGAGUCUUGUGGACGUUUACUUGACCUUAUUUAAAGGAGGAAAGCUUCAAUCACGUU